AUGUCAUAACCUUGCGGUUGAAAACUGCAUGAUUAAACGUUAAUCCAGGCAAAAUCUAUCCCUAAUAGACCUCUUCUAUUUUUGGAAGCAACAUAUGUCUGUACAAUUCUACCAAACUACGCAAAAAAAAUUGAAACCUCGUUUAGUAUCUACAAACCUAUCUUCUCCAUCUUUCUCUCUCUAAACAACCCUAGAGAGAGAAGGAGGUGGAUCAUGAUCUACGUAUUUCGUCAACAUAGGUCAUGAUCAAUUCGUUUCUAGUCAUUUCAUCUCUUUCUCUGUCAACCCACAACCGAUUUAACCGUCCUCAACAACCUCUCUCUUCGUUUCCUAAAUCAUUCCAAAAAUGGCAUUAUCGAAAAGAUCAUUCAAGAAUUUCGUGGUAGAAGAGCUCGGUGAAUUCCCUCAUUUCCUGCUAUGGGCUAUUCUCGAAUGGAUACUAAUCGCAUCUCUUUACAUCGAUGGGCUCCUUGCAUUUCUCUCGAGCGUAUUCGCCAAGAUUUUCGAUCUGGAACCACCAUGCGUGCUCUGCACUCGUGUCGACCAUGCACUCGUGUGUAAGGACCCGAAUACUUAUUACAACGACUCCAUAUGCGAGUGCCACAAAAAGGACAUAUCUUCGUUAGCAUAUUGCCAUAUUCACAGAAAACUUGCGGACAUCAAGAACAUGUGUGAAGGUUGUUCUUUUGCGUUUGCAACUGAGAAAGAAUCUGAUAUACAGUCGCUUUUGGGGAGGACGCAAAAAGAGAAGGAUGGGUUUACUGAAGACGAUAAGAAGGUUUUGAAGCCUGUGAAUAGGUGUUCGUGUUGUGGUGAACCUUUGAAAAUGAGAGCUGUUUCUAAAGAUUACACUAGAAGCCUUUCAAACCUUCGUGCUUCAACAGCAUGGAAAACCGAGGAUUCACGGUAUACAGAGCUCAGAUUUUUAUCAGAUACCGAGCCAGAUAUGCCAGAGUACCACUUCGGUUUAAGCACAUACGCUAAAUAUGACGAACUGCAUGAAGACUGUUGUAGAACUCCAAAUUUGUUAAAAAGUAACAAGUUAUUUGGGAUCCCACUAACAGAUUCAGGUUCAGUUAGCCCGAGACGUGCUAACAGGAUUUCAAGAAAAGCAUCAAUGGAAAAAUACGAUUUGGCAUCAGACAAUGAUGAAGCUUCAGGAGAUGGUGAUUCGAGUCUUCAACAGAUAAAGAAACAAGCACGUAUAGAUCAAAAGACUCUUAUGAAAUUGUCUAUGGAACUUGAUGAAGAAAGAAGCGCUGCUGCUAUUGCAGCUAAUAAUGCUAUGGCAAUGAUCACACGGUUACAGGCUGAGAAGGCGUCUGUGCAAAUGGAGGCGUUGCAGUAUCAAAGAAUGAUGGAAGAGCAUGUUGAGUAUGAUAAGGAAGCUAUUCAAAUACUUAAAGAUUUGUUAGCUAAGAGAGAUGAACAUUUAAAGGUUAUGGAAUCAGAACUUCAGAGUUACAGAGAGAAAUAUGGAGAAAUUAGGAAAGUAGGUAGCGAUCAAUGUGAAGCUGAUGCCGAUGAAUAUUACCAGGAAUGGAGAUCUCAAUCUUUGUCAUCUUUUAGUGAGAAAUCCGAGUCCCGAAGCACUUUAAAAGAUGAUCAUGAUCAUGAGUUCGAGAGCCCUUUGGUGAAGGAUGAUGAUGAUGAUUUCGAGUCAUGGAGCCCUCUGGGAACCGAUGGCAAAGAUGGUGAUCAGAGCCACUCCGGAAGGGGCACCUCAUCGUUAGAUUUUGAAACUGAAAAAUAUCAGCUUUACGAGAUGUUAAAGAAUCUUGAAAAUCAUAUCCAGACAUGUUCAAUGGAGGAUGAAUGGGAGGAUGAUGAAGAUAAAGAUAUAGUUAAAGAAAAUAGGGCAACCCUAAAUAGAGAGAUAACCAAUAGAUGCUUAAAUUUUUCUAUACUUGUUUCUAGGAUCCUGGAUGAAUGGCCUUGCUCAAGAAUGGGAGGCAGCAGUUGGUGGUCAAAGAAGCAUGAUGACCAUUGUCGGAAGCAGAUGGUAGAAGAAGGAUGAUGAUUGCUUUGUUUGGUUGUACCAUAUGGGAGGUUGUGGUCUUUCUUGUUCUUCUUUUCCUGAUUUGAACAAGUUAUGCUUCACCGGGAGUUUUUGCAUAGCACUGACUAAUCACAUAAGGCAUAAUAGAGGAAUGUGUUGCGAAAUGAAUCAUUAUAACUGUUAAUGACGUUCCUAAACCCAAGUUGGCAUUAUUAUAUUAAUGAGAUAAUGCAACAUUUUGAGAAAAGUUGUAAUUUUGCUAUGUUGUUUUAUGCAUUGCAACCUUUUUAAUUUCCUAACCAUAAGGAGGUUUUUUAGUUGAUUUAGUAUUCUCUUGUAUGGAUAUGUAUAAACUUGUUAAGAAGCGAGAAUAUAAUUUAUUCUGUCU
Molecule: messenger RNA, 2387 nt
Organism: Lactuca saligna
Lineage: Eukaryota; Viridiplantae; Streptophyta; Magnoliopsida; Asterales; Asteraceae
Source: the annotation of a GenBank genome assembly